Messenger RNA from Sphaerodactylus townsendi, 1024 nucleotides. Its product is annotated as zinc finger protein 484-like. Bases 234 to 971 code for a protein of 245 amino acids. NCBI's taxonomy places the organism in Eukaryota, Metazoa, Chordata, Lepidosauria, Squamata, Sphaerodactylidae. The record is from RefSeq and is a predicted model, not a curated record. Gene Ontology annotation, biological process: regulation of DNA-templated transcription. The transcript is spliced from 4 exons.
UCGGCCAGGGCCUGCGCAGGACCUCCCCUGCCCCCCACUGGUAGACUGCCUCUGCCCCUGGAGGUUCCCCGUGGGCAGCCAGCCAGCCGGGACCGCUCCCUCGGGCACCGCCCGCGCGCCUCCUCCCCGCAGCCCGGCGGCGCUGCUGAGCUCGUCCGGUGACGGUGGCGGCGGGGAAGGAGGAGGCGAGGAGGCCCGCAACGCUCCGCAGCCCCCCGCAGCGCCCGGCGGAGAUGGCCGCGGAGGACGCCGCCAAGGUCGUGGUGACGUUUGAGGACGUGGUGCUCUAUUUCUCCCUGGAGGAGUGGGCGAUGCUGACAGCCUGGCAAAGGCACCUGUACCAGGAGGUCAUGGAAGACAACUUUGACCUGGUGGCCUCGCUAGGGUCCCAAAUGCUUCCCAAACCAGAGCUGAUUUGCAAAAUGGAGCAAGGGGGAGAGCCCUGUGCCCUGGGUCUCCCUGGGCAGGGGGGAAUGGAUGCCUGCAGGACCCCCAUUUCCGCUACCGGGAGCCCAAGCGCGCAGGAUCCAGCCACUGAGGACUGGCGCCCCCUGGUGUCCCCAAACGGUGCUGCCUUGGCAGCAGAUGCCAGUCUCCUGAAGGCGUGCCCCAGCUGGAGUGAGUCGAAGCUGCCAGACGCUGCAGGGAGCGCCUCACCUGGCCCCUGGGCAUGGAAGGAGGGCCGGGGCUCUCUGGGGGCGGGAUCCCUGGGGCAGGCGGAGUUGCAGAUCUGCGAGUGCGGGAGGAGCUUUGAGGACAUGGCCUCCUUGUGCGAGCACCAGGGCCUCCACAGAGAGGAGAAGGGCCCUUUCACCUGCACCUCGUGUGGGAAACUCUUCCAGCACCACCUCAACCUCCUGAGCCACAAGAAGCACCGUGGGAAGAAGCGGCACGCCUGCCCAGGCCCUGGGGGGCCAGUUCUGCCUCAAAGGAGGACUCCAGUUCUCGGCGCAGGCGAGCCAGCGCCAUGAGGGGCCUCCACCCACUGCACGGCUCCUGGAAGCCUGCUCUUCAGGCACAAGAG